Molecule: messenger RNA, 2271 nt
Organism: Dictyostelium discoideum AX4
Lineage: Eukaryota; Evosea; Eumycetozoa; Dictyosteliales; Dictyosteliaceae
Exons: 2
Coding region: 1-2271 (756 amino acids)
Cellular component (GO): nucleus; chromosome
Source: RefSeq, a predicted model, not a curated record
AUGUCAAAAAAUAGUAAUGUUACAAUAGUUGAUCCAGUAUUAAGAUUAAAACCAACAAUUGGUGGUGACCCAUCUCACCCAUUCUCUGAUUUUAAAAUUGAAAUAGGUGUAAAUAAAAUUGGUAGAGCAUCAUCAAAUAAUAUAUACUUAAAAGGUGAUACUUCAGUUUCAAAUUAUCAUGCUCAACUAGUAUUUAAUGGAGCAUUCUUUUUAAUUAAAGAUUUAAAUAGUUUAAAUAAAACUAUGGUUCAAUAUAGACCAAAUGAAGAUACAACUGUCUUAAAACCAAAUUUAGAGUAUCCAAUUAUUAAUGGUAGUAAAAUUACAUUUGGCUCUGCAACAAUGACACUCAGUUAUAUGGAAGUUCAUAAUAGUAAUUAUUCAAAUGAUACAAUAAAUACAGAGAAAAAUUUUAGUUAUACUGAUAAUAGAUUAGUACCUCCAUCACCACCUGAACCAAAACAACAACAACAACAACAGCAACAACAAAUUAAUAAACCACAACCAAUACAAAAUAUAAACACCACAACCACAACCACAACUACUACAACUACAACCACAGAUACAGGUGCAUCACUCCUAUCUCCAAAAUCAUCAAAUAACAACAACAACAACAGCAACAACAACAGCAAUACAACCACCACAACUUCAUCAUCUCCAUCUCACCUUUUAACCACCUCUAAUUCUGAAAUAAAAGAUAUUGAAAAUAAUGUACACCAUAUAAAUAGCAAUAACAAAAGAAAACAAGAAGAUGAAAAUGUUGAUAGUUUAGGUAGUUUUGACGACGAUGGCAAUCUGGUAACUGUUAAAAAGCACAAAUUAAAUAAAAUAAUAGAUGAAGAACACGAAGAACAUGAAGAGUAUGAACAAAAAGAACUAAAAGAAAAAGAAAAAGAAAAAGAAAAAGAAAAAGAAAAGAAAAAAGAAAUUAAAAAGACAGUAUCAAAAUAUAAUAUAGAAAUUGAAGAUGAUUUAGAAAUGGAGGAAGAUGAAAAAUUAAAUAACAAUCAAAGUUAUGAUAGAACUGAACAACAAAAUGAUAAUAAUAAUGAUAAUGAUAAUAUUGAUAAUAUGAUGGACGAAGAGGAUGAUGAAAUUUCUUCAUCACCUCAACCAAUUAGAAAAGAAAAUAAAAUAGUUAAAAACGAUAAAAAAAAAGAGAAAAAAGAAGAAACCAAUAAUAAUAAUAAUAAUAAUAAUAAUAAUAAUAAUAAUAAUAAUAAUAAUAAUAAUAAUAAUAAUAAUAAUAGUAUUAGUAAUACAAGUCAAAAUAGUAUAACAAGUCAACAAAGUGAUAUUAGCAAUAAUAGUAGUGGAAGUGUUUGUAAAAGGGGUAAAAGAGGUGCUGGAAAAGUAAAUGAUGUAUAUAUCAAUAAUAUAGGUAUUGAUAUUGUAAAUAGUAAAAGAAAAACAUCAAAACCUGAAAGAUUAGAAGAACAAAUUUUACAAAAAUCAUCUUCAUCAUUAUCUUCAUCUUCUUCAUUACCCUCGUCAUCUUCAUCCUCCUCAUCAUCAUCUUCAUUUGAUAAUAAAGAGAAAGAAGAAAUAAUUAAUAAAUCACCAAAAAAACAACAAACACCAAAAACAACAACAACAACAACAAAAACAACUACAAAAACAACAUCAUCAACAGCAAAAGCAAAUUCAAAUAUAAAGAUAUUAUUUUCAAUGUUUUCAGAUGAUGUUGUAAAGAAUUUUGAAUCAAUUUGUUUAAAACUUGGUGGUUCAUUAGCAAAUAAUUCAAAAGAAUGUACACAUUUGGUUAGUGAUGAAAUGAAAAGAUCGAAAAAGAUAUUGGAGUGUAUUUCAUUUGGUAAAAUUAUUGUAACCUCUAAAUGGUUAAAGGAAAGUAAGAAAUCGAAUCAUUUCUUACCAGAAUCACAAUACCUUUUAAAGGAUGAAAAAGCAGAAUCAGAGUGGGAUUUUAAUUUGGAGAAAUCUUUAUCAAUCGCUAGAAAUAGGGUUAGUGGUAGUGCUGCUUUAAAACCGUUGUUUAAUAAUAUGUUGUUUUUCAUAACAAAGAAUUCAAUACCACCAAAGGAAUUCCUUAAAGAGAUUAUUGAAAUCAAUGGUGGUAAUUUAUUGGAUGAUAUCAAAGAUGCUGAGAACCAAGAGAAUCAAAAAAAAAUUAUAGCCGUAAUUGCAAAUGCUGAUAAAGAUAAAAGGUCUUUAAAAAAAUGGUCUGAUAAUUCUUAUAAAGUUUUAAAAGGAGAUUUCAUUUUAUUAUCUGUACUUUCUCAACAUUUAAUUUAUGAAGGUUGUGAAAUUUAA